AUGGCUGAGCCCAAGAAGCCUUAUGGCAGCAUUGAGUCCAAAAAGCCCAACGGUGGCGCGGAGAAGCCGCCGGUCAAGACCAACAACUCGGUCAGCCGAGGUUAUGCUUCUGGCACGUCGAUUCCAGGUUCCACAACCGACAGAUUCCCGCUCGUGUGGAUGGUCAAGAUGGACUGUGGCUGGGAUCUGAGUUUGCUUUCUGAAACAACGACCGCACAACCAGCAAUGUUCACCAUUGAGCGCGGCAAAAAUUCAGGGGCCAUCGAAGCCCCCAAGCGAAGCGGCGCACUUGAGCCUACGAAACGGAGCGGAGCUCUUGAACCCCUCAAGAGAAGUGGCGCCCUUGAGCCUCCCAAGAAGAGCGGAUACGGAGACGGCAAGAAGGUCGAUGAGGGCAUUGAGCGACCCCCCGAGAAGACUUGAGCCUGACAGAGACUCCAUCAUGGACCUUCUGGAUAGUAAAACCUGGACGUGUUGUAUUGGCAUGUUCCUGAUGCCGGGGUGUUUCCAAAUGCUCACAUCUCGCUGCUGCAGAGGCAAAGGCAAAACGGCCAACACUGUUUUCGAUGACCUCUUCUGCUUUUAAUUGAGCUUAUCCUUCAUAAAGAGUACUGUCAACUUUGUUGCUGAGAUGCGAUCG
This is a messenger RNA of Podospora pseudopauciseta, 640 nucleotides long. RefSeq lists its product as uncharacterized. The transcript is spliced from 3 exons. The record is from RefSeq and is a predicted model, not a curated record. The coding region runs from base 1 to 423 and encodes 140 amino acids. NCBI's taxonomy places the organism in Eukaryota, Fungi, Ascomycota, Sordariomycetes, Sordariales, Podosporaceae.